Messenger RNA from Drosophila takahashii, 1010 nucleotides. RefSeq names its product protein lifeguard 1. Lineage: Eukaryota; Metazoa; Arthropoda; Insecta; Diptera; Drosophilidae. The record is from RefSeq and is a predicted model, not a curated record.
AGAUACAAAAGAUUUUUUCUUAUUAUUUACUUAGCACUCCUGGGAGUAGCACAUAUUCUUCCAAAAACUACAAACCUUUUAGCCAUGGAUUCACCUAAAAAACCAACUGGGAUCGUAGAUAAAGCUGCAUUGUACGUUCCCACCAACAAUGACCGCUACCCACCGAUUCCAUUGCCAGCCCCUCCUUCGGCCAAUGGAUCGCAAACGGAAGAUUUGGCCCCCGAAGCUGCUCCACAAUUGGAAUCUGGAACGAUUAGCCAUGACCUAAUUGUGAAAAACAUAAUAUUUGAUGAUCAAACUAUCCGCAAGGGCUUUGUUCGCAAAGUCUUUGGCAUCCUCAUGGUCCAAUUACUCUUCACAUGUGCUGUGAUGGCCAUAUUUGUUUACCACGAGCCCACCAAGCUGUUUGUGCAGCAGAACUUCGUUGUCGUGUUUGUGGCCAUGAUCGUUAACCUUAUUGUCUUGAUAAUGAUCGUCUGUGUGGAGAGCGUAAGACGCAAGCAUCCCGUAAAUCUGAUUUGCCUGGCCAUCUUCACAUUCACCAUGUCAGUGCUCCUGGGAGCCACAUCGAGCCUAAUGGAUUCCAAUAUUGUUCUCGCAGCGGUGGCAAUUACUACGAUUCUGGUCACCGCACUCUGCAUCUACGCCGUGCAAACUAAAUACGAUUACACCGCCUGUGGUGGGCUGAUGAUUACCUUUGUGAUGAUCAUUGUCGUCCUGUCCGUUUGUAGUUUUUGGCUACCCGAAUUCGUAGAUAGCUUGCCAAUUUCCUGCUUAUGCGGCGCAAUCGGCUGCUUCUUCCUGAUCUACGACAUGCAGACCAUAGUCGGCGGCAAUCGUGCGGAACAAUUGGAUCCCGAGGAAUAUGUGUUCGCAGCUCUCACUCUGUACGUCGAUAUUGUUCGCAUAUUCAUUUAUGUACUUCGGAUUCUUGAGAAAGUUUAUUAGUCACACAGACUAUCCGCAGCGCCGGAGAGCAAGCUAUUGCAUUUGUACUCGUUGUUUACCUU